AUGCGGGAAAUUACAAAGCACACGACCAUCGCAACCGCGCGUAUCCAAAAAAGGCAAUUUCGUAUCACUUUUCCCUUAAAGGGAAUGACGCUUAAUAUGAUCGAUCUUGCUCAACAGAGCUGUGCAGCGUUACAGUCAAGUCUGUUUGAUUCUUUCCUGGAAGUGAAUAAUCAGUGCAUUUUUGUAGCUGGCAAACAGAAUCAGUCAAGCGGUAUCCGCUCUGAUAUGCCAGUUGAGCUCAAUCCUUGGGGCCAGCUAAAUCUUAUAUUGUAUUUCUUACCCGAAGUGAGAUACGCGAGCGUUUCGUUUCUUAUUCUAACAGACGAUCCUGUAAAGCUUUGA
Molecule: messenger RNA, 342 nt
Organism: Plasmopara halstedii
Lineage: Eukaryota; Oomycota; Peronosporomycetes; Peronosporales; Peronosporaceae
Exons: 2
Coding region: 1-342 (113 amino acids)
Source: RefSeq, a predicted model, not a curated record